Messenger RNA from Eremothecium cymbalariae DBVPG#7215, 3435 nucleotides. RefSeq lists its product as uncharacterized. Lineage: Eukaryota; Fungi; Ascomycota; Saccharomycetes; Saccharomycetales; Saccharomycetaceae. Gene Ontology annotation, molecular function: zinc ion binding; DNA-binding transcription factor activity, RNA polymerase II-specific; sequence-specific DNA binding. Gene Ontology annotation, biological process: DNA-templated transcription; positive regulation of transcription by RNA polymerase II. The record is from RefSeq and is a predicted model, not a curated record. The coding region runs from base 1 to 3435 and encodes 1144 amino acids. The transcript has a single exon.
AUGGGACGUCCUCCAAAGGAAGUUAGUCAAGAAAAGAUACAGAGGUUUCAGAUGGAGCUGGAGCUUGCUGGGGAGGAUACGGAUCUCUUGUUGAAGGAUAAGAAAGGACGGUCGAGAUCGUGUCUUCUUUGCCAACGGCGAAAGCAGAAAUGUGAUCACAAGAUUCCGAGUUGCACUGCCUGUUUGAAGGCUGGAGUCAGGUGCAUACAACCUGCUAAAUAUGGUUCGAACACCGCAUCUGGGGUGCAUAGUGGCAAUGGUGCUGAUAGUGGACCACGAGUGGCGACGGUAGGGGAUAAGAUCUGUAAUUUGGAUAACGGUGCGUAUCAUAGGCAAAAGACGGACUAUCAUUGCCGUACCAAUACUAAUGAUGUCAAUGGGACAGGCAGUUGUGGUCUGAAAGCCGAUUGCGGAACCGGUUUGGACAUGGCAAGAAGCAGAAAUGUCGUUAAGCCUAGUGGUAGUAUUAGUAACAUUAAGAACAGAAACGCAAAUGGUGGUAAGGAUGAGUAUACACUCUUUUUGGAAAAGAAGCUCAAAUAUUUAGAGAAAUUGAUUGACCUACCUCCUGAAUCAGCAUCUUAUAAGAAUAAGUUGGGGAAAUAUAAGAAGAUUACUCAUUUUUUGAAAUCUGGAAGUGAGGAAAUUGAAGAAUUGAUAUUCUCUGAAAAGAAAUUGAAUAAUGACUUCAAAAUGGAUGCUCGGAUUUAUCCAAAUGCAAAUAUAGCGGAUUUCCUAUCUUUUGGGAAGCAAAGGGAUGAUAUAGACGGUAGGUUUGGGUUUGCCUCUCAAUAUCGACAACCAAUUGAUUAUUCAAAAUCGAUUUUUGCAAAAUACGAGUUACAUGAUUUGUUAUCACAUGAACCUGGAAUUGGUGUUGAUGAAAAAUUAUCCAGAGCACUUUUAGAUACUUACUUUAAUAGAAUACAAUCCAAAUAUCCUUUGCUCGAUGAACAAGAGAUUUACAAAUUUCAUGAAGAUUAUAUCACUGACAAUUUAUCUGAAUAUUCAUUAAAUGAUUACCAUUUCUACUCUGGUAGAAUGUGGAUGGUCUUCAGCGUAGCUGCAUGCAUACAUAUUACCAUUGGAAGAUCCUUGACAUUGUCUCCACAUCGGUUUUUCUCGACAGCAAUUCAUUAUGUAUCCAAAUGUGGGACUGCUUUGUCGCUUUUUCAACAGUUGGAGAUCUUGACGUUACUUGUGUUUUAUGUCAUCCGAAGGGAUAAAGACUCUGUAGGUUAUGAUAUUAUCAAAGAUGUUAUCAAUAUCUCUAAGAAUAAGUUAUAUUUGCAUAAGCGGACUUCUAGUGACAAUUUUGCUAGUAGGAAGAAGUUGAGGUUAUUUUGGUCCGUUUACCUCCUUGAACGAAUGAUCUGUGUUUCCAUUGGCAAACCUUAUACCAUCAGUGAAUCCGAAAUUGAACUUCCCAUUUUCAGCGAGACUACUGUUAAAGCAGAUGGUAGUGAAAGCUAUGUUGGUAAUAUUUGCGGUAAUCAUUGUAUUGACCAGGUGUUACAACUACGUCGUAUCGAGUCUCGGUUUGUCGAAACAUUACAAAUCAUUCCACAAACUGGCGAAGAACACCGAGGUGCUUCGCAAUUUCCAACUAGGGGCAAGCUAACCGAACAGUUAUCUAUUUUGAGAAGUUUUUUCCAUGAAUUAGAAAUAUGGAAAUUCAAGUUCUGUGAUACACAAGCCCGUAAUAUUGAGAAUGAAACUUUGAAACUAAACUAUUAUCUUUCUGUAAGGCUUUUAAUUCAACCUUAUUUGGAGCUCUUGGAACCUGAGGAUCGUUUAUUUCGUGAGUGUCAAGCUGCUGCCGGACAUAUAUGUCAGCUUUAUAAAUUCUACCAUCAGACAUCUGUGUCCGUACAUUCUACAUUAUCAAUUCACUCUAUUUUUGGUGCAGGUGUCACUUUGAUAUAUUGUAUGUGGUUGACUAGGAAUGGAGAUGAAGAAAGUCGCAGGAAUUUCGUUGAUGCAUCCAGGCACACAAAAAAACCAUUGUUCAAUGCUUCUUUGUUUUCUACUAUGGAUGGUUUACGUGCAUGCUCCGUUUGUUUGUAUGUUAUGGCAGAGAAAUCUAAAUUUGCAGUUAAAUUGAGAGAUAUUUUUGAUCAGUUAAUGAAUGCUACCACUGCAAAUUUGACUGAAAGCUAUGGUCCCGAUUCCAGUGAACUGGUAUAUGUUACCAAUUCUAACAACACUAGCCGUAGGGAUCAUUUAAAUCCAAUUAGUGUUGGUCUAAGAGCUGAACUUGGUGAAAAUGGUUCUGAGAUCAGGUCUGCUACUAGUGAAAGAGCAUUUUGCAAGCUUUCAGACAAUGAGAAUAUGGGAUUUAUGGGUAAUACCCAGUCCCAUCCGAAUAAGAAAGAUAGGAUGAAUAAAAUAAAACAUAGUCCAAUGCUUAUGGCUCAAGUUCCAAAGUCGUUGCCUCAUUUAUUGGCUAGUAUCACUAACGAUAUGCGAGAUUUAAUUCCUGAUGGUACUGCUGUUUCAUCUUCAGAGGUUUCAGAUUCAAAAAGACAGAAAACUGAACCCAGAGAUCGAACACAACUGGAGCUAAGUAACUCUUCAAAUGUAUUUUUAGAGAGUUGCAAGGAAUCUCAAUACGUUACACGAAAGACUGCAAAUACUGCAGAUUCAGAUUGGAGGAUGUUUCAACAGCAGGCUUUGUCUCAGCAACAAUACGCCCAACAAACAUUACAGGCGUAUCUAUCCUCCCUGAACCGUAGGAACAACGUUCCGUCUACUGUGUCUGAUGUUAUAGACACUCAUGAGCAGCAGCAGCAGCAACAACAACAACCCAUUUGCAUUAAUGCCUCUGGAAUAGUACUUUUUGAUGUAAGAUCUGGACUAUCGUCAACCGCAAACUCAGCCCCGCCAUCUAAUGCUGCGCAUGUUUCUGCCUAUGGCAGUCUUCAUGACGUUCUUCAAGGUAUGGACCUGAACUCUAUGAACCAUUGCAGCCAAUCAAAUUCUAUUAUCCCUAACGUACUUCUGGGCACACUAGGAGCAGGAUCUCCUUUCGCUGUCUCCAAUGGAGACAUAUGUCUCAGUAAUAAUACGCAGAAUAUGAUAAACAACAUUUCUACCUGGAGUAACAACUCCACCAUCGAUUUCUUGAAUAGCAAUCGAGACACCUUUCUUUCAGAUCAGCAGCCGCAGCCAACUGCCAACGUAUGCUCUCAUCCAAGUUCACACUUUUUAAACAAUCACCAUAAACUAUACACAGUUCCAAAUAGAGAUAAUAACCCACAUAUUUCUGCAACCAGCCAAUGGAAAGUGCCAUUCGUCUUCCCACCGCAGUCUCAUGGAAGUGGCUCUCUGGCUCCUGGCCAGCAAACUCCAACCCAGAAUACCUUAGACGCAUUUUGGACUGUUCCCAUGGAAGAUUUCUGGGCAUCCGCAGAUUACUAUGGAUUUCUGACAUGA